ACUCUGCCUGCAGCCUUUGUUCGUCUGCACACCGUACAGAGGACCUCUUUACAGAGCUGAAAACAGCGGGCCUCAUCCAUGGCACCGAGAAAACAUAUUAGAUUUGACCUCCCUAGGGAUAACAGUGCUAGCCAGGAACUCUGUGAGCUUCAAUCACGUGUUCCAGCAGUGGGCCCGGGAUUUCGACGAUUACAAAAAAUUAGGCCAUAUUCCUGUGUGGAUUAUCAGCCAGCGGAUGAUGCUGGUGUCGUACGUCAUAGGAAAUCACUAUUUGUUCGAACCACCUGCAGAAGGGAGCAAAGAACCUGCUCUUGACCUUGUCUUCAUACGAGGGCAGAGUUGGGAAUUCUUACCAGGCUAUUACCGCCACCUUGCGCCCGGUAGGGGAAACACAGUUAUUGAAAGGUUGCGCCAUAUUGGCAACACGUCGUGGGUGAGUAUACAAGAAGUAAGAGAUUCCCCAACCAAUGAGCUGAUGAUUAGAGGAAUUCUUCAAAGAAUCAACGUUUCAGCGAUCAGACGCAGACCAGAGCCGCUCCCUGAUUGGUUGAAGGAGAGGUAUUACUAUCUGACGUCAUCAGUAUCACGCCCACCGACUGUACAAGUCUUUGAUGAGCCGACCAACGUCAAGUGUUUCCGAUAUUCUGUAGUUGUGGCUCCAAGUGAGACAGACACCAAUAAUCAUACAUUUCACGCAUCCUACCUCUGGUACUGUAUGGACUGCGCAACUGUUGGUGCAAGAGGCGGGGCAUAUUCUGUCCUUAGAGGAAACCUUGCCAAGUUCGACCUGAAGAUGUUGGAAGUGUUAUACCAGAAAGAAUCACUAGAGGGCGAUGUGCUUGACAUUGAAUCAUGGGAGGACCAGGGCAGUCCUGACAUACUGAGGUUCCAGGUCAAGAAAGGAAAUGAGAACAUCACACAAUUAACUAUGCAGUUCUACCUUCCUACUGCUUAAGACCUAUAUGAUGAUUUUGAGGGAUGUGGUGUAGUUUUCUUCAAAUUGCAAUAUAAUACUGAAUAAGGAAAGAAUCUGCAUUGUCAAGUAAUAUGUUUGUAGAAAUUGUAUAAACUGUGUCGUUGCAUGUUGCAUGUUGUUACAUGUUGUAUGUGAGAUACCUAACAUAUAAUGACCACUUUGUU
This is a messenger RNA of Branchiostoma floridae (Florida lancelet), 1140 nucleotides long. RefSeq lists its product as uncharacterized. The transcript has 3 exons. Bases 236 to 955 code for a protein of 239 amino acids. Lineage: Eukaryota; Metazoa; Chordata; Leptocardii; Amphioxiformes; Branchiostomatidae. The record is from RefSeq and is a predicted model, not a curated record.